Messenger RNA from Danio aesculapii, 2810 nucleotides. RefSeq names its product kelch-like family member 41a (gene klhl41a). The record is from RefSeq and is a predicted model, not a curated record. Bases 91 to 1890 code for a protein of 599 amino acids. Gene Ontology annotation, molecular function: protein binding. NCBI's taxonomy places the organism in Eukaryota, Metazoa, Chordata, Actinopteri, Cypriniformes, Danionidae. The transcript has 6 exons.
GGUGCUCUGUGUUAUUUCAGCCUCUUACAACUGAGACAGCACGACGAGAGGAAGUAUCGCAUCCUCAUCGAGACCGAGCGAAUUUUAAAGAUGGAACCAAUGAGUGUCAAAGAGGACCUGAGGCUUUUUCAGAGCACCCUGCUUCAGGACGGCUUGAAGGAACUUCUGAAGGAGAACAAGUUUGUGGAUUGCAUACUGAAAGUCGGAGAUCGGAGCCUUCCCUGCCAUAGACUCAUCAUGGCUGCGUGUAGUCCAUAUUUCCGAGAGCUGUACUUUUCCGAAGACGGCACCGAGAAGAAAGACUCCAGCAAGGAAGUAGUGUUGGAGAAUGUGGAUCCCACCAUUAUGGAUAUGAUUGUGAACUAUCUUUACUCUGCAGACAUCGAUAUUACAGAUGACAAUGUGCAAGAUGUCUUCGCAGUCGCCAAUAAGUUUCAGAUCCCAUCGGUGUUCACAGUUUGUGUCAAUUACCUACAAAACAAGCUUUCAUUAGGAAACUGCUUGGCAAUCUUCAGGAUGGGGCUGGUUUUGAAUUGUCCGAGAUUGGCUGUGUCAGCUAGGGACUUCAUAGCAGAGCGUUUUGAGACUAUAUCCAAAGACGACGACUUUCUUGAGUUUAACGCUCCUGAGUUUUUCGCCAUCAUUGGGUGUGACGCUCUCAAUGUCGAAAAAGAAGAGGUUGUGUUUGAGCUCUUAAUGAAGUGGGUGCGGAAAAACAAAGAAAACCGGGCGAAGGCUUUGGGCGAUGCUUUCGAACACAUCCGCUUUCGUCUUCUGCCGGAAAAAUACUUGAAGGAGAAAGUGGAAAAGGAUGACAUCAUCAAGGCCGACCCCGAGCUCGUCAAGAAGCUGAAGGUCAUCAAGGAGGCUUUUGCCGGAAAACUUCCGCAAAUAAAGGAUGGAGAGAAAGGAGGAGAGGGGGAAAAUGAGUUGCCUGGUUUUCUGAAUGACAACCAACGGCUAGGGAUGUUCAACAGGGAUCUCAUCCUGAUGAUAAACGACACGGCAGCUGUGGCCUACGACGCGAACGAGAACGAAUGCUUUCUAGCAGCGAUGACCGAGCAGAUUCCUCGAAACCACGUCAGCAUCACGUCAAAGAAGAACCAGUUGUAUGUUGCAGGAGGACUGUUUGUUGAUGAAGAAAACAAGGAGUCGCCACUGCAGUGCUAUUUCUAUCAGAUGGAUUCUCAUUCUCCAAACUGGAUUGCUCUGCCUCCAAUGCCAUCGCCCAGAUGUCUGUUUGCCAUGGGGGAGUUUGAAAACCUCUUGUUUGUUGUCGCUGGAAAAGACCUGCAGUCCAACGAGUCUCUGGAUUCAGUGCUGUGUUAUGAUGUCGAUAAGAUGAAGUGGCUGGAGACCAAAAAGCUUCCCUUAAGAAUUCACGGUCACAGUGUGAUCUCACAAAAUGGACUUGUUUAUUGCAUAGGAGGAAAGACAGAUGAAAAUAAAACCAUCAACAAGAUGUUCGCAUACAACCACAAGAAGUCUGAAUGGAAAGAGCUGGCAGCCAUGAAGACUCCCAGAUCCAUGUUUGGAGCGACUGUUCAUAAAGGAAAGAUCGUUGUGGUUGGAGGAGUCAAUGAAGAUGGCCUUUUAGCCUCUUGUGAAGCGUAUGACUUCGGCACAAACAAAUGGGAGGUUUUCGCAGAGUUUGCGCAGGAGAGAAGCUCUGUGAAUUUGCUCAGUGUUGACGGUGUGCUUUAUGCGGUCGCUGGAUUCACUAUGAAGGAAAACGAGGACAAAGAGUGUGUGCCAUCAGAAAUCACAGACAUCUGGCAAUAUGAGGAGGACAAGAAGCAGUGGUCUGGAAUGAUCGGAGAGAUGAGAUACGCUUCAGGCGCAUCCUGCGUUUCUAUGAGACUAAAUGUAGCAAAGAUGCCCAAACUCUAAAUUAUAUAGUACUUACAAUCAGAUGUUGGACACAAGCUACAAGAAUAAUGUUUUUAAAUGAACAAAGUCAGAAUUAUUAGCCCUCCUGAAUUAUUAUGAUUUUCUCUCAUUUCUGUUUAAUGGAAAGAAGAUUAUUCAGCGCAUAUUUCUAAACAUAAUAGUUUUAAUAGCUCAUUUCUAAUAACUGAUUUAUUUUAUCUUUGCCAUGAUGACAGUACAUAAUAUUUGAGUAGAUAUUUUCAAAAUACUUCUAUACCAGUGUUUCCCAACCCUGUUCCUGGAGGCACACCAACAGUACAUAUUUUGGAUGUCUCCCUUUUCUGACCCAUUAACUUCAGGUUUUGGAGUCUCUUCUGAUGUUAUGAUAAGUUGAUUCAGGUGUGUUUGAUUAGGGAGAGGUUAGGGAAGAGGUUUGAUUAGAGAGAUUAGGGAAAUGUGUACUGUUGGUGUGCCUUCAGGAACAGGGUUGGGAAACACUGUUCUAUACAGCUUAAAGUGACAUUUAAAGGCUUAACUAGGUUAAAUAGGCAAUUCAUAGUAUAACGAUGGUUUGUUCUGUUGACAAGGGGGCUUAAGGGGGCUAAUAAUAUUGACCUUAAAAUUUUUGUUAAACAAUUAAAAGCUGCUUUUAUUCUAGCCCAAAUAAAACAAAUAAGACUUUCUCCGGAAGAAAAAAUAUUAUAGGAAAUACUGCGAAAAAUUCCUUGCUCUGUUAAACAUAAUUUGGAAAAUAUUUAAAAAAUUAAAAAUAAAUUAAAAAUAAAUGAAUAAAUCACAAGAGGGCUCCUAAUUUUGACGUUAUACAUGGUAAACAUGAAAUCAAACUGAACAUAUUUGAUAUUAUAUGCACAUUCCCUGUCUUGUUAAGGACGUUAUUAAAAAGGUUUUGACAGCUUCAAUUAAAAUGUAAUGUAACUUUC